GAUUGGAUUACAUUAUGUGAAAGGGACAAGGUGGGGGAAUUCUAUGAAAGGAAGUCCCAAGAUGAUCGAAGCAUCAUUUGUUCUGAUGUUACCAAUUUGUCCUUGAAAAUUUUAAAUUUUGCUUUGGAAAAAUUAAGUUGUAUAAUCUUUUUUUUAAAAUUAUGAUAGCUUUUUAUUUACAAGAUAUAUGUGAGGUUAAUUUUUCAACUCUGACCCUUGCAAAAUCUUUUGUUCCCAUUUUUCUCCCUCCUCUCCACCCCCUCCCCCAGAUGGCAGAUAGUCCAAAAUUGUAUAACCUUUUACAAAGACAGUUAUAUGUAAAGCAAAAUAGAGAUUUCUCCAUUAAAUAAAUUUCACUGUAUUAAGAAUUAAAACCCAAUGGAGAUCUAAUCUAGCCCUUCCCAUGGCACAGAGGUGACCUUAGCCACUGAUGAUUAUAUUGACAAAUGUCAAUAUUUCAUCAAAUGGAAUUUUUAAAUAACAGACUAAUCAUGUCUUUUGCAAAAGAAAACUAGUAAAUUUGACAGCUCCCAUCACCAGGUGGUCAUAAAGGGUCUAUAGUGAAGCAAUCAGACAAAAAGCAUUUUUAAGUGUCUACUAUGUGCUAGGCACAAUGCUAAGCACUAGGGAUACAGAAAAAGGCAAAAAAAAAAACAAAAAAAAAAAAAAACAAAAAACAAAAAACAAAAAACCCAACCCCUGUUUUCAAGAAGUUCACUGUCUAAUCUGAGAGAUAAUAUGCAAACCACUAUGUUAAUGGUUGAGGGUAAGGUAUAAGAAGACUAGAAAGGUGAAAGAAUGACAGAUUAUGAAGGGUUUUGAAUGAUAAAGAAAGGAAUUCACAUUAGAUCCUGGAGAUGAUGGAAACCAUGGAGUUAACCAAGCAGUAGGGUGACACAAUUAGACUUCAGGAAGAUCAAUUUGACAGUUGAAUGGAGGAGGGAAGGAAGGGUGGAAAGGCUUGAGGCACAGAGUUUAAGCAGCAAGCUUUUGCAAACAGCUCCAGGAGAGAUGAGGAGAGGCCCUGCCAGCAUAGUGGCAGUGUGAGAGGAGUGAAGGAUGGACUUCAUAACUGAUUGAAUGGGAGGGUGAGAGAGAAGGCAGGGUCAAUGACUAGCUCAGUGCCACAUCUGGGUAACUGUAAAGAUUGAUGUGCCCUCCAAAAGAAUGGUAGUUAGAAAGGCAGGGAGUGAAGGGAUAUGGAGAUGAACUCAUUUUGGACAUCUUGAAUUUAGAAUGUCUAACAGGCAGCCAAAAAUGUGACAUCUGAGAUGGAAAGAGAGGUCAGAACUGGAUAAAAGAUCUGAGAAUUGUCAGCAUAUAGAUAACUGAAUCCAUGACAGCUAAAUAAUCUACCUAUGGGAAUCCAAUAUUCUGUUUAUGAAAGUGUUAAGGGCAAAAAAAAAAAAAAAAAAAAAAAAAAAGAAAGUGUUAAGGGCAUCAGCAGACUGAAUGUCUCAUACUGACAAAAUCACAGAUAUUUAAAUUAAUGAAGACUUCAGCAAAAAAUAUAAAAAUUGAGGGCCUUGGGGGGGUCAUCAUAAUGUAAUCUUUCCUACACUCCUUAAGGUAUUUGGCUUUCUGUAAGGUACCUUACUUCUGUCUAUAAAACAAAGCAUUAAGAGGUUAGUUAGUAUGAGUCAUUUUAAGGAGAUGAUAAAGAAACAGCGAUCUUGUAACAAAGAUGACAGUUAUUAAAUUCAGAAAUGUAACCUGGAUGACUAUGGUUGUUAGAUACAAACAGAUCUAAGAUUUUAAAAGGUCUUGACAGUCCAGAAUUUCUAACGAAAAUGAAAAUGACUAUAAAAUCUAUACAUUUAGGUUAAAAAAAAAAAAAUCUCACAUACAUAUAGAAAAUGGUAGAGGGAGGCAGCUAGGUGGCACAGUGAAUAGAGUAGAGCACCAGUCCUGAAGUCAGAAGGAUCUGAGUUCAAAUCUGGUUUCAGACAACUUAACACUUCCUAGCUGUGUGACUCUGGACUCUGGGCAAGUCACUUAACUCUAAUUGCCUAAAAAAAAAAAAAGGAAAAAGUAGAGAACUGGCUCAACAACAAUUAGGGGGGAAGGUGAAUCAGAGAGGGGAAAGAGGGAUUUCUGCUGACUCCAAACUUGUAACACUUUGUGAGCAAGUGUUCAGACAUAGACUGAAAGAGCACUUUCUACAUGGGGGAGUUUAGAUUAGAUGAUCUCUUAAGGUUCUUGUAUAAUUCUCUGUUCUAUAAUAUGAUUCCACCCCACAAGAAAGUAAAGUGGAGAAGCUGGACUGGAGGACCACAAAAGAAAAUUAUAGAGUUGAGUACUUUCUAUUUUCACCACUAAGAAAAUAAUAAGUCAUCCAGGUGCCACAAAGAGUACAAUCUCAUUAGGCAGGUAGGUGCAGGAUGUCCUGUGGUGCCAAGAUGGCCAGUCCCGAAACUGUAGAGAUGUUCUGGUGCCUUUCUCAGAAGUUUAUGUACUUCUGGCACUAUGCCUGAACUACUGGCAUGUGGAGGGGGUAGCCAUGCUGUUCAUAGAUAGUAGCUCAGGUAAAGCAGCAACAUCCAUUUUGCUCAGUGUGGGAAGUAUUAUAGGGAAGAGUAUAACCUCUGCUGCUCCCUGAAGUUUGCCAGAAACCGUCACUUAAAAGGUAUGGGGGAAGUGAAGGAACAGAAGAAAGCCAUUUGUGCCUCUGGUGUUCUCUUGUGAUCUGAGAAAACAAUUAAUUGGGAAAGAAAGAAUUGGCAGAACUGAUAGAAGAUGCCCAGGAGAAGGAAAGAGUGGGGUCCCAAUCCCACUAGUGGCUCUGUAAACCUUGGAAUGGACUUGGAAGAUAACAUGGUUUAUGGCCUCACUUAUAAAAAAUUCACCUUUGGGGAUAAUUAUUGGAGCCCAGGGCCUCAUAAUAAGCCAGAAGGACAGAAAGCCCUCUCAGAUGGGAAAUAUCAUGCUUGGAAAACGAUGAUCCCAAUUCGCCCCAAAUCAAAGUCCUCCAUGGCACAUCCUGUGGAUGAUGCUGGCUUGAUCUCUUACCUCACUAAUUCAUGGCUAACACCUCUCAUGAUCCAGGGCUUCCAGGAACGACUAAAUGAGCAUACUGUGCCUCCUCUAUCCAUACACGACAGCUCAGAAAAGAAUUCUAAAAGGCUUAGAUACCUCUGGGAAGAAGAAGUUGCAAGAUAUGGUUAUGAAAAAGCUUCUGUGACUCGUGUGCUCUUCAGGUUCCAGAGAACAAGAUUUUGCUUUGAUGUGUUGGCAAGCAUAUUCUUCAGUAUCAUGAGUGUCUUAGGACCAGUGCUACUUGUGCCAAAGAUCCUUGAAAAUAGUAUAGAUGUAUCUAAGAAUCUUUCCUAUAGCAUCGGACUCUGCUUUGCUCUUUUCUUCACUGAGUGUUUAAAGUCUCUUGGCCUGUGUGCAUGUUGGACCAUCAACCAUCGAACAGGAGCAAGAUUGAGAACAGCUGCAUGUUCACUGGCUUUUGAAAAACUCAUGGAAUUUAGGUCUUUAACCCAUAUUUCUGUUGGAGAAACCAUUAGCUUUUUUACCAGUGACAUCAAUCACCUAUUUGAAGGGGCUUGCUUUGGUCCUCUGAUUACCAUCACAUUAGCAACAAUAGUUGCUGCUUCUGCUUCCACUUACGUCACUCUUGGUCCCACAGCAUUCCUAGGAAUUGUCUGCUACCUCCUGAUUUUUCCCCUGCAGGCAGUUUUGACCAAGAUUAUUGUGAGGUUACAACAUAAGACUGCUGAGGUCAGUGAUAAGAGAAUCCGAAUCACAACUGAAAUUCUCACCUGCAUUAAGCUGAUUAAAAUGUACUCUUGGGAAAAACCGUUUUCAGCCAUCAUUAAAGCUUUAAGAAGCAAGGAGCAGAAAUUAUCGGAAAAAUGUGGAUUUCUUCAGAGCCUCAAUACUUCUGUUUUGUUCAUUGCACCAACUGUGGCUACUGUUGUGAUGUUUCUUGCCCACACAGGUUUAAAGCUAGAACUCACUACAUCAGUAGCAUUUACUGCUGUGGCAACCUUGAAUACACUGAGGCUGUCUGUUUUCUUUGUACCUUUUUCUACCAAAGGAUUUACGAAUUCAGAGUCAGCUGCACAGAGAUUGAAGAAAUUUUUCCUGAAGGAAUGCCCUGCAUUUUAUGUCCAGGAACUGAAAGGCUCUGCUGCAUUGGUUUUUGACAAUGCCACCUUGUCUUGGGAAUGGAAUGAUAGUGGGAUCUGCAAUGGAGCUAUGGAGAUGAAUGGAAAGGGGGACUGUGCUGACAAACCUGUCAUGGUGUCAUCUCAAGUGAAGAAUCAGAGGCUCAGCCAACUUGGAGAGAGAAAGACCAGCCUGGGUCCAGUGUUGCACAAUAUAAACAUUGUGGUACCAAAGGGGAAGAUUUUAGGAAUUUGUGGAAACACAGGAAGUGGAAAGAGCUGUCUAUUAUCGGCUAUUCUAGGGGAGAUGAAUUUACACUCUGGGUCUGUGGGGGUGAAUGGAAGUCUGGCCUAUGUGCCCCAGCAAGCAUGGAUAUUCAGUGGGACUGUCAGAAGUAAUAUACUCAUGGGAGAAAAAUACGACCAAGCAAGAUAUCACCAGGUGAUCUAUUCCUGUUCACUGAAGAGGGAUCUGGAAAUUUUGCCCUAUGGAGACAUGACUGAAAUUGGGGAACGGGGCCUCAACCUCUCAGGGGGCCAGAGGCAGAGGAUAAGCUUGGCACGCGCUGUAUAUGCUGACCGUGACAUCUACCUGCUGGAUGACCCGCUUUCUGCGGUGGAUGCCCAUGUUGGGAAGCACAUAUUUGAAGAAUGCAUUAAGAAGGCACUUAGUGGGAAGACCAUGGUUCUGGUGACUCAUCAGCUGCAGUAUUUAGAAUUUUGUGACUACAUCAUUUUAUUAAAGGAUGGGAAAAUAAGUGAAAGUGGAACUCACGAUGAAUUAUUGCAGAAGAAGGGACAAUAUGCCCAGCUCAUUCAGAAAAUAUGUGGGGAGACUGUACAGAAUGCAACAGAUGGGGCUAAAAAUAUAGCAGAGAAGACAGAGGUGGAUCUCUACUCCCAGGAGGGAUUCUUCAAUGAAAACCCAGUGUUAGAGACUCAGCUUACUGAAAAGGAGGAAAUGGAAGAAGGUUCCCUGAGCUGGAAAGUCUAUCACUAUUACAUCCAGGGAGCAGGAGGUUAUAUCAUCACUUUCCUGACUUUUUUUAUCAUGAUGGUGAAUGUCAGCCUGACAACCUUCAGUUUCUGGUGGUUGAGCCACUGGCUCCAUCGGGGCUCAGGGGCUAGUAACAGCACCAGGAUCAAUGGAACAAAAUACAUGGGCCCAGGAAGCCUCUUGGACAAUCCCCAGAUCCAUAUUUACCAAAUAGUGUAUGGAGUAUCUGCCCUGGCACUGAUUUUUACGGGUGUCAUGUCAUCGGACUUUUUCACCAGGACUACAAGGAAGGCUGCCACCGUCCUUCACAACACUCUCUUUAUGAAGAUUCUCCAUUGCCCUAUGAGUUUUUUUGACACAACUCCUAAUGGUCGUUUCUUGAACUGUUUUUCUGGAGACUUGAAUGAGUUGGACCAGAUGCUGCCAAUGGUUGCGGAAGAAUUCUUACUUUUGUUUUUUGUAGUGGUGUCUAUUUUGAUCAUUGUGAUCAUACUCUCUCCUUAUUUCCUGAUUGUUGGAAGCAUCGUUGGUAUUAUCUUUUUAAUUUUAUUUCAAGCUUUCAAGAAGACCAUCAAUGUGAUCAAGAGGCUAGAGAACUAUAGCAGAUCUCCACUCUAUUCUCACAUCAUUACGUCUCUGAAUGGCCUGAGCUCUAUACAUGUCUAUGGGACAGCCAAUGACUACAUCCAAGAAUUCAGAAGGCUCACAGAUAACCACUGUAACUAUGUAUUCCUGUUUGUGUCUACGACACGUUGGAUCUCAUUGAGACUUGAGCUCCUAACCAAUCUGAUAACCCUAGCUGUGGCCUUGUUUGUGGUUCUGAGUCCUUCUUCUAUAAGCUAUUCUUACAAAGCCAUGGCCAUGAGCUACGUCCUACAGUUGGCUGCAAAUUUUCAAGCUUGUGCAAGAUUAGGUUCAGAAACAGAGGCCAGGUUCACUUCUGCAGAGAGGAUACUCCAGUAUAUGAAGGUAAUUAUCAGACCUUCAACCAAUCAAAAUGCAGCAGGCCAUAAGCUGUCGGUUCCUGAAUCCUCUUUACACAUCAAAGGGGUGAGCUGUCCCCCAGGUUGGCCACAGCAAGGGCAAAUAGUCUUCAAGGAUUAUCAGAUGAAAUACAGAGACAAUACACCAAUAGUUCUCAAUGACAUCAACUUGACCUUUUACAGCCAAGAAGUGGUGGGCAUCGUGGGAAGAACAGGUUCUGGAAAGUCCUCUUUGGCAGUGGCUUUAUUCCGGCUGGUGGAGCCUGCUGCUGGCAGCAUCUAUAUUGACAACGUUGACAUCUGUAGCCUCGGCCUAGAGGAUCUGCGGUCCAAGCUGUCAAUCAUCCCUCAAGAUCCUGUCUUGCUAUCAGGCACCAUAAGAUUCAAUUUAGACCCCUUUGAAAGUUACACUGAUGAGCAAAUCUGGCAAGCUUUGGAAAGAACAUGCUUAACUAAAACUAUUUCAAAACUCCCAGAAAAACUGUUAGCUGAAGUUGUGGAAAAUGGUGGAAACUUCUCUGUUGGGGAAAGGCAACUUCUUUGCAUAGCUAGAGCCCUCCUGCGCAAUUCCAAGAUCAUAUUAAUAGAUGAAGCUACUGCCUCCAUUGAUGUGGACACUGAUGCCCUGAUCCAGCACACAAUUCGAGAAGCAUUCCAUGGUUGUACGGUACUAAUCAUUGCACAUCGCAUCACAACUGUCCUGGAUUGUGAUCGCAUCUUAGUCCUGGACAAUGGAAAGGUAUUGGAGUAUGACAAACCAGAAGUCUUACAACAGAGACCUAAUUCGGCAUUUUCAGCUUUGCUGGCAGCAGCACAUAAAAACAUAAAGUUAGAACAAUAGUGUAUGGGAGAACUCUAAGUGGAUCUGGAGUUCAGAGAUAGAACUAGUUCAACCACUGAGCUCUGAAAUCCUCAAAGCAAAUAGAGAUAUUGAUAUAAAUACUCCAAUGAACUUAGUUUAUUCAGAAAACCAGAUCAUGUUAGCAUUUGAAGAUAAUGUUAGAGCAGAAAGGACAGUUUUUUUAAUUUAAAAAAAAAUUCAGUACUUAAAAAAAAACACUAACUAAAUGAGUAUUUCUAUAUAUAAUAUGGAAAAGGAAAGGACUGUACAUGAAACUGAAUCUCUAUGAUGUAGAGCUUGCUUUUCUUUUUAAGGAUACAAUAAAAUCAACAUCUAACUUUGA
Messenger RNA from Antechinus flavipes (yellow-footed antechinus), 7279 nucleotides. RefSeq names its product ATP binding cassette subfamily C member 11 (gene ABCC11). Lineage: Eukaryota; Metazoa; Chordata; Mammalia; Dasyuromorphia; Dasyuridae. Gene Ontology annotation, molecular function: ABC-type transporter activity; ATP hydrolysis activity; ATP binding. Gene Ontology annotation, cellular component: membrane. Bases 2737 to 6936 code for a protein of 1399 amino acids. The record is from RefSeq and is a predicted model, not a curated record. The transcript is spliced from 31 exons. Gene Ontology annotation, biological process: transmembrane transport.